Messenger RNA from Dibothriocephalus latus, 279 nucleotides. The record is from the annotation of a GenBank genome assembly. Lineage: Eukaryota; Metazoa; Platyhelminthes; Cestoda; Diphyllobothriidea; Diphyllobothriidae.
AUGGAUGCAGUCGGACUCGUAGGUGACCAACAGUCACAGCCCUUUGUGCUGGAUGAUGACUGCAGCCAAUUCUACCGGACUGGCGGCUACUGGCUCAUGGCUACUCAACCAAUGAAUGGCCUGUUUCCAAUCAGUCGCAUUGGUGGAAUCGCAUUUGAUCCCUGCGAGGAGCUUACCUGGUGUGUCACUCGAACGGUAAGCCCCCCCAUCCCUCCCUCCCUCCCUCCCCCUCCUCUCCAGCUAAAUGGUUUUCGAUUUAAUGAAGCUGGGGGGUGGUAG